GACACUCCUUGCAUGUGGGUUUAAUUGUCUUGGGAUCCCAAACGCGGAGACAUAUCUAACGGUAUCCGCAUAUGUUUAAUGUUAAAUUAUGUGGAUUUUUUCAAGACACAGGUUAACUGGCUUGACUGGUUUAUGGCAAAGAAACUUAGCGUACGCAGUCAGUACGAUGGGAUAAGCGUCUAUGCAGCACCCGCCCCACUGGACUGACGUAAUUGCUACGAAAAAAAAACUAAAGAUACAUCCAUAGCGGGAUAAUUAUGAUCAACACCAACCACUCGUUCACCAUCGUUUACGCGGCUGUCGUGGUCCUUUACUGCUAUGCAUUCGCCAACGGCUUAGACGACAUUUACUACCUACACAAUAACAUGAGUUGUUUGAAGUGCCAGCCGGGAACUUACUGGGUCGCACACUGCACGACUGACGGGGGAUCCGCCGUGUGCAAACCUUGCGCGGAAGGCACAUUCACAGCAAAAUACAACCUGGCGUGGUCUUGCCAGAAAUGCAGGUCAUCAUGUAGAAACACAAACCAUGGAGAUAGUGAGGAGCAGAGGGAGGAAGUUGCACACAAUUGCACGAGUACCUCCGAUUUGCUGUGUCGUUGUCGGACUGGCUUGUGGCGAGAGCCCGGAACCAACGGAGCCUGUCGGUUCGCUACUUCCUGUGGAUUGGGAUCCGGAGUUUUAACCAUUGCAAGUGAAACGAGUGACACAGUAUGCGUAGCUUGUACUCUUGGGGAAACGUUUUCAAACUCCACAUCGAAAACAGAACAGUGUCUUGCAUGCUCCAUAUGUGGCGCGGAUCAAACCAUUCAGCGUCUUUGCACCAAAACUGAGGACACUAUAUGUGCUGCAAAGAACGCAAAGAACGCAGAUCAGGAAAGGUUGAAUAUUGGCUUAGGAGUUGGGGUUCCAGUUUUCCUGAUAACAUGUGGUAUAGCAUGUGGUUUUGCCUUGCGUGCUUACCGGCGCUCCCGGAAUGCUCACGCAGACCAAACAUCGAACCACAAUGGUCAGGAACUGAACCGAUUAAAUGGAGUACAUCGGGACGCUUUUGAAAUGGAACACCUUGCCGAACAAGUCGAUGAUACAGAAUCUCAUGGCACCAAUGCAAAGUCAAAUCACGGUCAAAAUCACACAGUCGAUGAACGCCAUUUACCCGAGCCAGACGAUGCGUCAAAUCCAGAUUUGUUCAUGCAGAAAGUCUACACCGACUUAUCUAAAGUUAUGGACGGAAAUUACCAGCCAUUCUUUCGUAGAAAUAACAUAAGUGAAAAUAUCAUCAGCGUCAUUGAGACAGAAGAGAGACGCGUGCGUGAAAGGUGCUACAAGCUGUUUCUUGUCUUAGGAGGCAGACAGCCCGAUGUUCGCACGUUGCCAUCCAAUGAAAUUCCACUAGAAAUUAUUAGAAGAUUUAGAAACAUGUUUCAAGAAGAUUCGGAUUUGAUGUGUGCUCCAAAUUGCCUUGAUAUAUUAGACAGUUAUGAACAAACAUGGGCUCAAAUCAAUUCAAUGGCCGAAAGUUGAUAAUUGAUAACACACUUACCAAAAUUCGUGCCAAUUAGGUUUAUAAUAGGAAUGAAAGCAGAAAACUAGACCCGUUUUUGCCACGCUGAACGGAGGCAUUACCUAAAUUUUAAAAGGCAUUACACUAUUGCGAAUUAUACUCUUUAAUGGAUAAUCAGCACACACAGAUAAUAUAUGUAAAUAAGAACAUACAUAAGAACUGAUUUAUUAAACUUAGUGCAUUUUACUUGUUUGGUCUCAUAUAUUAUGUGUCUCGUGUGUUCUGUCUUGUUUUUGACAUAUCGUUGCCAGUUGCCACUAAGGUGUUUCAUGUUUUAGUUGUAUUUUUAUAGGGACUUAUCUAUAAUUUGGCAAAAUGAACAUUUAAAACGUAUAUAUUGUAAUAUUUGUUAAAACAUAUGUACAUUAUUUUCAAACAAAUAGUUGUGUUGGAAGCGAGUUAAAUAUAGCUCCUAAAGAAUAUGGGAUCGAAUCCCGGGGAAAUAAUGUUAUUGAAUUUUUGUGCGUUCUUGGGUUUAUAUUUGAGUUAUACUAUCCGUAUGAUUUCAGUGUUAUUUAAAUAUAUGUCAAAAAGCAUAAAAUAUAUGUGAAUAACUCUUUUUUUGUUUUGCUAUUUUGAUAUUUAAAUAUAAUUUCUCCAUUUACUUGGCAUUCACGAUAGCUAUGUAAGUUAUCAUAAAAUAAAUUCUUAACUAUUUGUAGUUAGUUGUUGUCAGGCUGCAAUAACGUAGUUCGAAACGAUGGGCGGACAAUUUCUGAAUGAUUCAUUCAAGUUGCCUUAUUUACAAGUAUAAACGGCAGGUAUGUGAAUAAGAUAAUAGCUCCCGAGCACGAGACUCAUCGAACCAACCCGAUAGAUUAAAUAGCAGGGUCUUGUCUUUCGAAAGAUUUCACGACAAGUUUCAGUUACGACUGAAAUUCGUAUCUUCAACAAAAUAUCAUUUAAAUUAUCAACAAUAGUUUAAUAAAAUUCACAAUAACUCAAAGAUGCCGAGAAAAUUAUUGCAUACAUUUAUUGAUAAACGAUAUCAUACAACAAUGCUGAAGAAGAUUAAUAUUUCUUCCACAAAUGUAUCGUUAUAUAAAUAUGCCAAACGAUCUUAAGUUUGUUCGUUCGGUCUCUCGCUCGCUCGUCCGUUCAUCCGCUUGUUCGUUCCUUUGUUCAUAUGUUAAGUGUUUGUUUUCUUGUUCAUGCUCAAUCGGUCUUGCCUGUUAGGCUAUUUAUGAUUGCAUUAUUUAAACUUGACGUUUUUCAUUUUUACAACUGUUUUAUAAUUGAUUUUGUUAACUUGAUAAAAUUGUUUUGUAAUUUUUGUGAGAUAAACGUGUUUACGGUA
Dreissena polymorpha is the source of this 2860-nucleotide messenger RNA. RefSeq lists its product as uncharacterized. The transcript has 9 exons. NCBI's taxonomy places the organism in Eukaryota, Metazoa, Mollusca, Bivalvia, Myida, Dreissenidae. The record is from RefSeq and is a predicted model, not a curated record. Gene Ontology annotation, biological process: CD40 signaling pathway; positive regulation of interleukin-12 production; positive regulation of canonical NF-kappaB signal transduction. The coding region runs from base 258 to 1523 and encodes 421 amino acids. Gene Ontology annotation, cellular component: external side of plasma membrane; CD40 receptor complex. Gene Ontology annotation, molecular function: antigen binding; protein binding.